AUGGAGUCGCCGUCGUUUGCGGCCGCUCCCAUUUCGGCCAGUGACCAGGACGCCGUCGUAGCGCCUGCAGCGGCCCAGGUGCGGACGUGGCUCUCUCUGUACGGCGCCUGCUGCACAGAAGAGAGGGUGGAGAUGCAUCCAGGGGUUCUCUCUCGUGUCCUGCAGGCGGUAGAGCUGGCGCAGAGCCGAGGACGGCUUUCUUCAGAGAGCGACGGCACCCCCGCCGCCACAGCGACGCGACAUGCAAGCCGUAGCGGCGAAGAUGAUGCCGAGGCGGCGACCGCGAUGCCGUCAUCGAUGCCGCAUUGCGAUGCCGAUGCUGGUAAAGGGAGCACACGCGUGGCUGGACUGUCAGUCGAUUUUGGUGGUCUAUGGAUGCCCCUGUCGGAGUGGAUCGCGACCCUGCGAAGUGUGGUGGCCGCCGUGCCGCUGCACAACUUCUCUCUGCGUGACACCGCCCUCGGCGACGCUGGGCUGCGUUGCCUUUGUCGAGAAGUGGCCACCACUUCCAUAACGCCGGCUUCGGUAGGAACGCCUAGCAGAUGUGAGGGCGGGAUCGCUCGUCUACCGGGGCUCUCGCCACUUUCCGCACCGUCAUUCUAUCCGCACCCUAGCCCUGGAUUGGAGGCAACGAGCGCGCUGCGGUGGCUGGACCUCAGCGGCGCGGAGCUCACGGAUGGCGGGCCGCUGGCGUUGCUUCUUGCAUCAUGUCCACAGCUGCAUGCCCUCAACUUGUCCUACAACCGUUUGGGCACACGGGAUGCUGAACUGGCGUUGCUCUGCGCUGCGCUGCAGCUGCAUCCUUCGCUGGAGGUGCUGAGUUUGCGUCGAAAUGGCAUCAGCGGUAGUCGCGGCCGGCCGGCAAUAGCUGCGCUUGCCGAGCUCAUUGUCGCCCGGUCUGUGGAGGCACCGCGCUCAUUCUCGAGGGCCAAUGGUCCCGCGUCCGCGCUCUGUGGACAACACGCUGCGACAACCACGGCCGUAGUCGCACGGUCGCUGCGGAGCCUCGACCUCUCGGACAACCUGCUGGGCGCCUACUUCCUUCUCUCGGAUACGCCGAUGACGCACUGCGCUGAGGAGGGACGCUUAGCUGCAACUCUCCAAUACGAUGUGGCAUCUUUAUCUGGCUGCCACGUCGGUGUCCAUGAAGGUGUAGCAGCAUUCCCUCUUGUCACGGCACUUUGCCUGAACAACACGCUGGUAGAGCUGAACUUGCGUGACAACGGCUUGCCAGAUGCGUUGCUGGAGUACGUGGAAGCGAAACUGCGCGUCAAUCGGCGCACCACAGGCGGCGGGGCCAGCUUCUUGGCCGCCGCGUCCACUGAGGCCAUCGCAUCGACCACUGUUCGACAGGUACUCUUUGAUCAGCUGCGCUGCACUCUCAAUCACAUCCAUGCUGAGACAACGAAUGCAUCAGGGGUGAUGGAGUCCACACACGCUGAGCCAAGGGACGCUCAGUUAACCGAGGGUUCCCCAGCAAACUCGUCUUCUGGACCUCCUGUGACUGAGCGACGAUGGACCACCGACGAGGUCGUGGGCCUCGUGCAGCGCCUUGUCCGCCGUGUCGCCUCGGACCUCUCCUUGUGCUGA
This is a messenger RNA of Leishmania braziliensis MHOM/BR/75/M2904, 1590 nucleotides long. RefSeq lists its product as hypothetical. The transcript has a single exon. NCBI's taxonomy places the organism in Eukaryota, Euglenozoa, Kinetoplastea, Trypanosomatida, Trypanosomatidae. Bases 1 to 1590 code for a protein of 529 amino acids. The record is from RefSeq and is a predicted model, not a curated record.